AUGAGCGCGUCGGGGCUGCCUUGGAGCAUCGACAGCGGCGGGUCGGGGCUGCCUCCGCUGCCCAAGAGCCUGAGCGGCUUACUGAAUUCUUCUUCCAGCGGAGGCGCCCCUGGCGGAGCCGGAGGGCGCUGGAGAGACCUGGAGCGGCUCUACGCGCAGAAGUCUCGCAUUCAGGACGAACUGAGCCGGAGAGGUAGCCGCGGCGGCGGCGGAGGGGGGCGAGGAUCUCCUCGCCCGCCGAAGCCCCCGAACCUCGACGCCGCCUUGGCCCUGCUCCGUAAAGAGAUGGUUGGCCUCCGGCAGCUGGAUAUGUCAUUACUGUGUCAACUCUACUCUCUUUAUGAGUCAAUUCAGGAAUAUAAAGGUGCCUGCCAAGCAGUAUCAAGUGCAGACUGUGCAUAUGCACUGGAAAAUGGCUUUUUUGAUGAGGAAGAGGAAUUUUUUUAGAAUGAAUAUUUCUUAGAAAAGCCUUUUUUUUGGGAGUGCAAUGGAGUUGGCAGUUAAGAGAUGAGCGAUGUUUAAUUGGAACUCAAAGUACAUUCUUCCUUCUGCUCAAGAAGAAUUGCUCCAUUUAUUUCCGGCAUGCUGUUUAACCCAAGUUACACAUUAUGUAAAUCCUGCUCUAGGAAAGUAAUGUGCAAUGAAUGUUGAAGCCUCCCAAAGCAUUCUUGACAGGUUAUGUCAGUGUAAUUUGUGCACGGGGUGUUUCUAGAUGGCAGAUGUUGACAGCUAUCUUUGUAUAAGCAGAAGCCUGGCAUUGUACACCUCAUCUCAAAUAUUCUGACAUGUAAGAUGUAGUUAUAUAGUUUGUAUGUUUGUAAUCACUGAAUAGAUCUCUCCAUAAACAACACCUUUUUAAAGCCUCUGAUCUGUGGGAUUGGAGUUCUACCUGUUUUAUACCAUAAAGGAUGAAUUCUGUAACAUCUCAAUAGUUUAAACUUCUUCCAACGUUUUUACUUGGGUUGAUGAUCCAGUUCCCUUUCUUUCUUGCUAAUGUCAGAAUGACUUAUUUAAACCAGUGUAAUAAAAUUGUGUAACGCUUCCUAUAUUUUUACUCAAAUGCAAUAAGAACAAACCAGAGCAGCUCAUUGUACACCUUGCAGCUCCAUUAGCUUCCAUAACUGUAAUUUAGUUGUUCAUUGUCCAGUUAAUAAUUUAAGUUUAACAUACAUGGAUUAACAACAUCAUUUGUAAUACUAAAAUGCUUGGAAGAGAAAUGGUCAGUUUGUCUCUUACGGUCCAAAAAGACCUUAAUGUGUAUGUUAUUAUAUACAGUUUUGUGUUUUUUUGUACUAUAACAAAUGAAUGUUUGAACUGGAACUGUAAUUUGUUAAGCUUUUUCAUGGACAUGUAAUUUAGCACUUGGAGGUAGCCAAGUGGCUGCCUUGGUGGACUAAAUUCAGAAACCCACAGCCUACCUCACAUGAAGAAGUUUAUAGCAACCCCGAGCAGAAGAUGGAAACCUUUGAACUGGUCUUGUGCAUAAUGGUCAGAACCUGAUUGGUUUCAGCUUCCUGGAAUACUUUGGUAAUUGAUAUAUGCAGAAGGAAAGUGUUUUGCCAUGCAGGAAUAUGAUACCAUGUAAGUAAGUGAUUUGUUUUCAUGUGGAUGUCCUAUUUUAAGAUUUGGAAACGUAUUUUCAACCUCAAAGGAGAAAACGGAAAUGACAAAUAAUAAAUCUUCAAGCUUGUUAACUUUGGAUGUGUCCAAAGGGAACAACAAAAUGUGUAAAAAGGACAAUCACAUUCAUACACUUAUAAAAGCAGCUUCUUUAAUCUAUUGCAUUGCUGUAUUGUACACUACGCCCAUCCCUGUUAUGUCAUCCUACCAGGUCUGUCACCAAAUAUCUCUGUUCUCCUGCACAUUAAAAAGAGAUCUCUGCUUUCAAAACCCAACUGAGUACAAAAAGAAUUUGCCAUAUUGGGGAAGUGGGUGGCAUAUAAAUAUAAUAUAUAAAUAAAGAAUAAUAGCCUAGCAAGCAGCCCUACCCACUCAACUCUUUUUGGAACAGGGUAUUUUU
Molecule: messenger RNA, 2020 nt
Organism: Protobothrops mucrosquamatus (brown spotted pit viper)
Lineage: Eukaryota; Metazoa; Chordata; Lepidosauria; Squamata; Viperidae
Gene: FAM89A
Product: family with sequence similarity 89 member A
Exons: 2
Coding region: 1-447 (148 amino acids)
Source: RefSeq, a predicted model, not a curated record